AAAGCCAAGCCUCGCCAAGAGCCAGGUGAGAAUUUUAUCUUUGCCUACAGAGAAAAAGAAAAGCAACACCUUGAAAAUGCUAACUUCUUAAAGCUGUACAACCAGUAUCGCCACGUCUACGAGUGGCACCAACGCAAUGAACAAAGAUGGCAGCACAGGGCUGUGCAGAGAAAGGUGGACGCGACGAUGCAGGAGUAUCUGGCAGGGACUGAGGAGAGACGAGGGAGGCUUCGUGAGCUUCUGGAGGCAGAGGAAAGUAGGUACUUUGCUGAGAUGGAGACACUUGAAGAAACAGUGCUGGAGAAACAAGCAAAAAUGAGAGAACGGGCAAAGUUACUGAGAGAGAAGAGAGAGAAAGAGAGACAAGAGCUGGUGGCUGAAAAACGAGAGCAGCAAUUCAGACAACAAUGCGACGAGCUGCGUCUACAGCUGAUGAAGCAGCAUCAGAAGGAAUUGUGUGAAGACCGGCUGGCCCAGCUAGCUCUGAAGGAAGAAUUGAAAAAGCAACAGAAGAAGGAGGAGCAGAUGUUUGCAGAGCUUUGGGAAGAGGAUAGGUUGGCUAAGGAGAAGCGAGAGGUGGUGGAGAUGCAGAAGUCAGCAGAAAAGAAUCGGGAAAUCCUGGAUGUGCUGACCGCCCAGGUCGCGGUGCUCAGUGCUCACAAAGAGGAGGAGAAGCGGCUGAAGGAAGAAGAGGCUCGAUUACUGGAAGAACAGCAGCAACUGCUUAAGGUAGAAAAUGAACAACUUCAGAGAGAGAAACUACAGAAGCAGAAGGAACGCAGGGAUAUGUUGCUCAGUGCGGUACAGGACAAGAAGAAUCGUCUUAAUGAAGAAAAACAAGGUGAACUUGCCCUAGAGAUGAAGAUCUUGGAAAAAUUGCUUCAGGAACCCCAGGAAGACACUGAGGAGAAAACAAAAAGAAAACAAGAGCUGCUCAAGGAGCAACAGACUUACCUGGCACACCUGGCUCAGCAGCUGGAGCAGGAGAAACAGCGAGAAAAAAAAGCCAACGAGCUCCUCAAAGAAGAGAUGGCGAAGGUUUGGGCCAAGAAGGCUGAGCAACUACAAUUAGAAAAGGAGGCUCGAAAGCAGCUGCUGAAAGAUGUCCUGGACACAAGACAACUGCAGAUUGAGGAGAAGCUGCAGAGAAAUGCAAAGGAGCAGGAAGAACUCGCUCAAGAGAGGAAGUUAUUAGCUGAAGCAAUUGCAGAACUCAAACAUAUAGAAGAAGAAAAAUACGCAAGGAAAAUAAAGGAAGCAAAAGAAUACCAAGAGCAACUGAGGGCUCAAAUUGCCCACCGACAGCAGGCCCGUGAUGCUGCGGAAGAAGAGAAGCAGCGAGAAUAUGAAUCGGGUCUAGCAGAAGAGAAAGCUUACCAAGACAGGGUACAGGACAUUCUGUCAAGGCCUUGUGAGAAACUGACAAAAAUCCACCCUCUGAGAAGAAAACUGAUGUCUCACUCUCAGGAAGAGCACUUACUAUGA
This is a messenger RNA of Pterocles gutturalis (yellow-throated sandgrouse), 1485 nucleotides long. Its product is annotated as coiled-coil domain-containing protein 11-like. The transcript has 7 exons. The annotation marks the transcript as partial. NCBI's taxonomy places the organism in Eukaryota, Metazoa, Chordata, Aves, Pterocliformes, Pteroclidae. The record is from RefSeq and is a predicted model, not a curated record.